AGAAGAAUAUUUCCACACACGACUCUUCCGCCAAAAUCAAUCCAACUUUUAAAUUCCCGCAUUGCUUGCUAGUCACAUAUCUGUCUGGUUCGGUUGGAUCGAUUUGUACUGAUAGGAUUUCAUAAACACCAAGCACAGAUAAGCAUUAGGAUUCUUGCUAAUAACCAGGGAACAUCGGUCCAUCAAUGUUUACACCACCUUGGACAAGGCAACGCGUUCCACUCGUCUGAUGUACCUUCGAAACAGGACGGUACACCUUGCUUCCUGUAACUAGAGGACGACCACGUACAAAGAGGUGGUACUCCGUCUCAAGAGUCGUCGAGUGUCUGGUCGAAUCGCGACGCACCGACGCACUGGUUGAUGGUGUAACACGGAUAUAAAAAUCAGAAGAAAUUAGUCGCAUUGUUUCAGUGUUAUCACAGCCGGUGUUCGCACCGCUGCUGGAUGUGUCGCAGCUGUAGCAACAAUUUCCCGCACCGCAUCCAACAGUGGGUGUGUUUUGCCCGGAUUGCCUAGUGGAAGAGUUUGCUUGCAUCGGCGAGAUAUUCAGUGCCAACCAGUAGCGCCACACGGGCAUCAUUUUUGUUGUCUGUUUAGUAAGCUGUUGCUUGUGGUGGCAUUUGUUUUUCUUCUGCUGGCAAUUUCUUCACGGUCAACAUAAGAAGGCAGUUUGCCUAGUGGGAGAAACACAGUGGUAAUGGUGGUGCAUGGUGAAUGUUUUGCAAAUAAAAGUGCUUCCGUUUGCGUGUGUUUGGCUCUGGACGUAAAUUUGUAACGGCCAAAUAAGUGUCUCAGUGUUUCGUAAUAGUUGCACGUGAAUGUGACACAUUUCGGUUGGGUUAGGAACGAAAUUCUAGAUUCUAGAGUUCUGUACAGGCAAAGUGAUCCCGUGAACGAUCGUCUAAGGCGAUCGCUGCAGUAGUGCUAUGGUAUGCAAACUAGUUUUUAAUGUGUGUUUUUGAAUUAAAAUGAAGAUUGUAUUUGGGAAAAAAAUUAGAACAAAUCAAAUGUGAAAAAGUGGAAACUGCUGUAACAUAUUAGCGUGUAAUCACAUGGACGAAUGGCGAAGCAUUUUAUUGAUAAGUAAGAGUACAAGGGUGUCAAAGAUCGUGAGAAAGUGUCUAGCAUAUGGUGUUGGUUCUGUACCAACCGAACCGAUUGAUUGUUGAUGGCACGUGAAGUGUUCUCUGCCUCGCGCUAAUGUGUUUUAUUGAUGCUAAAGCUCGAUCCGAUUGGUAUUUACAUAUUGGUGCGUGAACCCUUCAUCAUAUAUGGUUUUGCAUCGUCAGAUGGUCUAAGUGGGAAAUUUUACAGCUGAAUGACUGUUUCCUCAAACGAGCGUUAUUUAAGCUUUCACUUCGCUCUACCACUUCUAUCUGUAAUAUUUACUUAAAACUCAGGAUGACAAAAACGGUGAUAAGGUGUCGAGACGAUGAGUUCCCAAUGGUCAAUAUUGGAAUUCCCCCCAGCAGUGUCUGUCUGUCAUGUUCGGCUUCUAGUAGAAAAUCUAACAUCAGACGUAAUAUUGAUCUUACCACAAAGUGGCUAAAAGCACAUACCCUCAGAGCUUGUAGAAUUUAUUUGCGUCCACAAAACAUUUUUCAACUUCCUUUUGAACAGUUGCUGGGGCAUUUAAUUGAAUUUUGUUGUCUCUUAAAUGGGGAAGGUGGCUAAUUGAGAACAUUAUACCGUUAUUUGUCUUCUAUUUAAUUAUAGACAAACUUAUAAAUUAUCUCACGAUGUCAAAAAUGAGGAUCCGUCCAUGAGGAUCUAUCUAAAUUGCGCAUGAACGGGGACAUGAAUGAAAGUGUGGAUCUACAUACGUCCAGAACGUUUAAACACGAAAGAAUGACUAAUCACACAGUUCGAUGAAACUUAAACCUCAAUUACACCUGCAGUGAAAAAUAAGUGCUGCUUAUAAUUACUCGUGAAACAGUUUAGUAGCGAUUAGUAGCGGCGCUCACGUGACAGUUAUGGAAAGUAAGGUUUUUUGCUAGUUUCGCCAAUUCUUCCUGUGACGCUUCGUUUCGAUAAAUUCCUUACAUUCCUUCGAGUAACUUUGUUUCGUGUAGUUCAAUCAUUCGAAAUGACAAGGUCAAGAUGCCGUAACUGAGACAGGCAUUACUACUACUACUACUACUACUGCUGGUCAGUCCUAACCGCUGGUUGAUGGCAUCGCCUCACUCACUUCCUGUACGCGGAAGAGAAACAUGGUGUUACAUGCGGUGCACGCCGCGUAGAAUUAUGAUAGAUCUUUGCAACGGUACCGUAUCCGUCGCAGCUAGCAGUUGUGUUAGAAAGAACAGCUGCAGGAGGAGCAGCUACUACAGCAGCAGUCCAGUACAGAGCGCGACACUACGAACGAUGUCUGGAAUUACGUUGUGUUCGUAUCCUUCGUGGUGAUAUCGGCGCUGAUACCGAUCCGUAAGCGGCUCUGCCGUCGGAGCACAAACAGUAAGAGCAAGCAGGACUAUGUCUUCGGAGCCGGCCAUAUAUCUACCCUGGCGAUGAUGUUGUCCAUAGCACGGGGUACGCUCGGAGUGAUCUCCGUGUUGGGCUACCCGAGUGAGUUCUUCUACCGUGGUUCGGCCAUGUGGGAAUCACUGUACGGUGUCAUUACCGCUUAUCCGAUCGUAUGCUUUGUCUUCAUACCGGUGUAUUUCGAUCUUGGCAUAACGUCCGUCUAUCAGUAUUUGGAGUUGCGCUUCAACAGCCGUUUAGUGCGUUGCUUAGCGUCAGGAACAUACAUACUGCGAACAUUGCUGAGCUUAGGUGUUACUAUCUACACUCCCACCGUUGCCCUGAACACAAUCAUUGGCGUGCCGUACUGGGUGUCUCUGCUUUCCAUUACGUUGAUCAGCAUCUUCUUCAAUGCAUUGGGAGGGUUAAAGGCAGCAGUUGCUGCAGACGUUAUACAGAGCCUCAGCAUGACGGCUAUGCUUGUGGGGAUCAUCAUUUAUUGCAGCAUUACGGUCGGUGGUGUGGAUAAGAUAUUCACCAUCAGCUCCGAUAACGAUCGCUUUGCGUUCUUCAACUUUGCUGCCGAUCUUCAUCUGCGUGUGACGACAACGUCUGCCUGGUUGGGAGAGCUGUUCAACUCGCUCAGUCUGCUCGGCUGUCAGCAGAACUUUGUCCAGCGUUACCUCAGCAUGCCGACAUUCAGCCAGAUACGACGCACGCUCAUGUGGAACAUACCGGUAGUGACGCUGCUAUUCUCGCUGCCCUGGUUUGUCGGGAUGGCCAUCUACGCCAUCUACUGGCAUUGCGAUCCCCUGAAGGCGAGUGUGAUCGCGAAGAUGGAUGAAAUACUGCCCUACUUUAUGUUGGACCGGUUCGAUAGUGUACCGGGCGUUUGGGGCAUCUUCGUGGGGACGCUAUUCAAUGGAGCGCUCACAUUAAACAUCUCCAACAUCAACUCACUGGCAACGGUGACUUGGGAGGACUUCCUCUCGCUAAUACCAGCACUGCGUAAGAAGAGUGAUAAACAUCAGCUGAAUGUGAUAAAGCUCGUGGGUACGAUCUAUGCGGUGCUGAUCAUGGGCGUUGGUUUCAUUGUUGGUUUAUUGUCCGGCGUGAUCGAAUCAUCGAUGCUGAUCAUCUCGGCGACCUCUGGUCCGCUGUUGGGUGUGUUUGUGCUGGCUAUGUUCAUACCGUUCGCAAAUUGGAAGGGCGCUGUGAUGGGCAUGAUAGCGUCCCAUUUAUCGAUCCUGUGGAUCGUGGUUGGUCGGUUAAUCGAAAGCAACGUUAGCGACACACUGUUGGAUACAUCGAUCGAGGGGUGUUACGCGGAUUUGGUGGAAGCGCAGAAAAAUGCAUCCUUGCUGGUGGUUGCUCUGGAGGAAGGUGUUAACGCGAUUGAGUCGAGCAAUCUGCUCAAUCGCAUCUACUCGAUCACGUAUAUGUACUACGGCGUGUUCGGCACGGUGCUCACUGUACUGGUAGGGAUCGUUAUCAGUCUCGCUACCUGGAGCAGUCACGAUCAGUACAACAUGAAGAUGUUACAUCCGGCUGUACGGUGGCUCUAUUCUCGUUGUCCAUUCAGUGGUAAGCACUUUGGCUCGUUCGAGGUAACAGCUAGCUAUGGUGCAACCACGAAAGAAACGGUACCAAAGUGUUGAUAACGGCUGCCCAGAAUAGGAUUGUGGAUGCCCAUUCCACAUUGGCAUGUGAUAGAGAGAAGAAAUAGUUCCUAUGCCCAGCUUAAUAGACUAUGUGGGCGUCUUGUAAAGAUUUUAAAUGUACGAUAAAGUGUAUAGCCUUAGCCAUUAAGUAGAAAUAUUACGAAUAAAAAGUUAAGCCAUUUUUAAAGCGAGAAA
This is a messenger RNA of Anopheles funestus (African malaria mosquito), 4316 nucleotides long. Its product is annotated as sodium-coupled monocarboxylate transporter 1-like. The record is from RefSeq and is a predicted model, not a curated record. The coding region runs from base 2508 to 4118 and encodes 536 amino acids. The transcript has 4 exons. Gene Ontology annotation, molecular function: symporter activity. NCBI's taxonomy places the organism in Eukaryota, Metazoa, Arthropoda, Insecta, Diptera, Culicidae. Gene Ontology annotation, biological process: sodium ion transport; transmembrane transport. Gene Ontology annotation, cellular component: membrane.